AUGAGGGUCAUGGGGCGAGUGGCGGAGUCACAAGAGCCGUUGCUGGUGAAGAUUGGGGUGAGGAGGCUUUUCGGGGUGUCAGGUUCCGAUUCGGAGCUGGUGGUGGAGGCUGGUGGGUUGGUAGUAAUGGAAACUGCAUCUGAUAUCGAUGGUUGCUUGGUAGGUGUUGGUCUUGGUCUAAGAGACAUGUUGGACUGUGGCGGCGGAGGUGGUGGUGUUGGAGGCGGCGAUUGUGGUGGCUUUGAGAAUUGUUAG
Prunus armeniaca (apricot) is the source of this 255-nucleotide messenger RNA. The record is from the annotation of a GenBank genome assembly. NCBI's taxonomy places the organism in Eukaryota, Viridiplantae, Streptophyta, Magnoliopsida, Rosales, Rosaceae.